AGUAUUAUUUCAUCAUGCCCGAGCCGGCCAAGUCUGCUCCCGCCCCGAAGAAGGGCUCCAAGAAAGCGGUGACCAAGGCCCAGAAGAAGGAUGGCAAGAAGCGCAAGCGCAGCCGCAAGGAGAGCUACUCCGUGUACGUGUACAAGGUGCUGAAGCAGGUCCACCCCGACACCGGCAUCUCUUCUAAGGCCAUGGGGAUCAUGAACUCCUUCGUCAACGACAUCUUCGAGCGCAUCGCGAGCGAGGCUUCCCGCCUGGCGCAUUACAACAAGCGCUCUACUAUCACCUCUAGGGAGAUUCAGACGGCAGUGCGCCUGCUGCUUCCGGGGGAGCUAGCCAAGCACGCGGUGUCGGAGGGCACCAAGGCCGUCACCAAGUACACCAGCUCCAAGUAAAUUCUCAAGCUCUUUGUCAAACCCAAAGGCUCUUUUCAGAGCCACUCACUAUUAUCUAAAGAAGAGCUGAUUCGCUCUUCCGAACGCUGAGGGCGAGGGAUCAUAAAUCAUUUUGUUGGUCUAUCUGCUAAAUUAAUUAAGCUCUUUGAAAGCCUUUUCAAGUGAAAUAUACACGAGGUACGUGCAUAUAGCUGCCAACACCAUAGAGGGUCCGACCUUGGCCCUUGAGGGCAUAAACUAGGUCCUUAGCAGUGUCUUGCGUUUUGCUUGUUCCGUGUAAGUCAAGCGCACCCGGGAUCACGUUGUCCGGAAAUGCCUUGAGUAUCCACGGGUUUCUAAAAAGAUGAGACCAGUGAAGCGUUUGACACCGCCCGGCCAGGCGGUGGGUUUGGGAUACCUGGAUGUUGGCGCAGCAACUGCGGUGGCGCCCGCUUUACCCAAUCCCUUCCCACAGUUGCGCAACCAGACAUGAUUUUAAGGCCCGACAAAAGACCCAAGGUAAAAGCCAAAAACAGCACUAGGGAAACAAGGCUGGCCUUUUUAAUCAUUCAGACUAA
This is a messenger RNA of Cercocebus atys (sooty mangabey), 952 nucleotides long. Its product is annotated as histone H2B type 1-F/J/L. Gene Ontology annotation, cellular component: nucleosome. The coding region runs from base 15 to 395 and encodes 126 amino acids. The transcript has a single exon. Gene Ontology annotation, molecular function: DNA binding; protein heterodimerization activity; structural constituent of chromatin. NCBI's taxonomy places the organism in Eukaryota, Metazoa, Chordata, Mammalia, Primates, Cercopithecidae. The record is from RefSeq and is a predicted model, not a curated record.